AUGGCCGACGCCCUCGCUGCCGCGCGGGAGCACAACACUUUAGCGCCCAUCCAUGUCCAUCUCGCGAACGAGCACCUCCAGGAGAUCUUUCUCGCUCUAUCCCUCAUCGACGCCCCUUCGCUAGAGCGACCUCAGGGAUGGUAUCUCCAGGUCAAUGGCAUCUGCCAUAUUUGGCGCGAGAUCGCAUUGAACUUUCGCGGGCUCUGGGCGCGCAACGCCGGCUCAUUUCCUUCCCGUCGCAUGACAGAUCUCGCGAUAGAGCGCGCGGGUGCCCACCAUCUCAGUUUCGUUGGACAUUUUAAAGACCAUGAUGGUCCGGGCUAUGUCCUGAGCGACUAUCAGUUGUCGCUCGUCGAGACGCGCACGGAGAAGUUGCGCUCGCUCGUACACGAGCUGUACACGGACUGGGCGGAGCUGUUCUAUCGAGUGCAGACCUUGCCUGAGCUCGUGACUGCGAGGAUAUGCGAUGAUUCCGGUCCUGAUAUGUGGAAGGGGGCCAUUGGUGCCCCGCAGUUGGAAUGUCUCUACUUGAAUAAUGGCCUCAUACCGUUCAAUGCACCACGGCUGCGAUACCUUCAUAUUGAUAUGGACAACUUCAAUUGGCGCGAAGGGCCAAGAUCCAGAAGAUCGGACGAUGAGCCUAUGUCGGACAGCUGCGAAGCGAUUCCGAGGGUCUUUCCUACUCGCGAAGUCAUUGCUCUCUUGCAGCGUUCACCUGGGUUAGAGCGAUUGAUCAUCACGAAUAUGCCUGAGCUGCAGGACACAAAUAUACCCUCUGUGCAUGACUUACAUGCGGAGCUUCCCAAUCUGCGUGGUUUGCAUCUGGGCGGCAACUCCGAGGCCACUGGCGACCUAUGGCAAAGGUUGCGUCAUGUGCCUUCAGAUGUGCAAGUGUUCAUCGAUACUGUACACUCCUUCCGAGUUCUUUACGGCGGAAACGCAUCCAUUUUAGACGCAAUGCACGACUUUCUGAAUUCGCCUGCGUACGAUAGCGUGAGGCUCAGCAUGGAUGGUUCGCACGAUCUACUCUUCCAGCUAUGGUCGUCUAAGGAACGCGGUUCAGCCGCUUUGGAGUUACCUGCGUCCCUUCGUUUGACCGAGUCCACACCGGGCGCCGCAUUGACGAUCCGGUACCACGUCUGGCUUUAUGCGCCGCUAUUUGAAGACUUCAUCGAGGAAGAGAAGAGACAGCUGACCAGGGAAUGGGCCCGAAAUGAAGAUCCCUACGAGAGAUACCGAAGCAGGGUGGCUAAGGAGUUCUAUAACUGCAUGGCGACCAUUUUGAACAAGUUCGACGCUUCGGCGAUCACGAAUGUCGACUUGACAGAUAUUCCGUUUGGAGAUCAACAAUUCUAUCCUUUUGUCGUGCUUACAUCGGCCUACGAGAAGCCGGACAAGGCUAUCGUUCGUCUAUUUCGCUCGCCAGAUGUUCCUUCCUCGCCUCAAAUCAGCUUAACAUUGAACUGGGACUUCCUCAGGAACCUGCAGUCGAAUAGCAGAAGUAACGCGCCAGAUAGGUUGCUAGGUUUCUAUAUCCCAAACUCCGUCAGAGAGUUGACCAUCGUCAACUUCCCUUGCGCAUCGUUCCCCCACUGGAAGAGAUACGACGAUGAGCACAACGAGAAGGCUUGGAAUGCUUUGCGCAACGUAUGCUCCAAGUCUUUUCAACAUCGCCUGGAAGAGGGUGUUCCUCCACUGGUACUGAAGCUAGCUGAGUCCUCGUCCGAGAUGUCCAAUAUGGAGCGCUCCGAGGAGCCGAAAUACAAGCACAUGACACACGAUUCUUACGAAGAUGCUGUGAGGGCUGUCACCGAUAAGGGUUAUCGGCAGAUUGCGUCGUUUGUCGCGGAGUUCGCUGAUCUACGUAUACACAGAGUUUGA
This is a messenger RNA of Peniophora sp. CBMAI 1063, 1881 nucleotides long. The record is from the annotation of a GenBank genome assembly. NCBI's taxonomy places the organism in Eukaryota, Fungi, Basidiomycota, Agaricomycetes, Russulales, Peniophoraceae.